Messenger RNA from Nematocida parisii ERTm1, 2723 nucleotides. Its product is annotated as aminopeptidase. Gene Ontology annotation, biological process: peptide catabolic process; proteolysis. Gene Ontology annotation, molecular function: zinc ion binding; peptide binding; metalloaminopeptidase activity. The record is from RefSeq and is a predicted model, not a curated record. Lineage: Eukaryota; Fungi; Microsporidia. The coding region runs from base 1 to 2679 and encodes 892 amino acids. Gene Ontology annotation, cellular component: cytoplasm. The transcript has a single exon.
AUGUGUAUGACAAAGGGAAGCGAUAGUGCUCCAACAGGGGAGAAGAUGGAUUUAAGGCUGCCUACCAGUAUAAAGCCAGAGACAUAUGAUUUGCAGAUAGUGGUAAAAGAGAACACAAGUGAAUUUAAAGGGGUGGUUGUUAUUAUGGCAGAUGUACAUGAAGAUACUGAUAAAAUAUCUUUCCAUAAGAAAGGACUAAGUAUUGAUACUAUUCGUGUUGUAAGCUUAGGAUCUGGUGGUGAGAAAGAUAUUGGUUUGACAAAUUCUGUGAAGGGGCUAUCUGAUGAAACACCAAAUUCAAUUGUUACUAUAAGCGUACAGGAGAGGUUGAAGGCACAGAGUAAAAUACGAAUAGAAAUGGAGUAUACUGGUAAAAUAUCUGAGGAUAUGGCAGGGUUUUAUAAGAGUGAGGAUAAAGAAGGGGGAGUGACUAGAUAUAUUUACUCUACACAAUUUGAAGCUACAUCUGCACGGCUGGCAUUCCCUUGCUGGGAUGAGCCGGAAUUUAAGGCUGUAUUUAACAUCUCUAUUACAGCACCAUCCAAGUUUACUGUUCUGUCAAAUGCUGCACUGGCUGAUGCAGAGAAGAAUGUGAUGGUUUCAGCAGAGGGUGAGGAGAAAGGUGCGGUUUACACCAGGCACACUUUCAAGCCAACUCCUAUUAUGUCCACAUACUUAGUGGCGUGGGUGAUUGGAGAGUUAGACUAUGUUGAGAAGGAGAGAAUCAAGGUGUACACUCCGCUGAACCAAAAGGAGACGGGAGUGUUCUCCUUGGAGGUGGCUGUGCGGUGCUUGAAAUUCUUUGAAGAGUUCUUUGGGAUUGAGUACCAGAUGGAGAAGCUGGAUAUGGUGGCUAUUCCUAAUUUCUCAGCAGGUGCCAUGGAGAACUGGGGACUUGUUACUUACAGGUCCUCAUCUCUUCUCUACCGAGAGGACAGUACAAGUGAAAUAAACAAAGUGUACAUUGCAGAGACUGUGUGCCACGAGCUGGCUCACCAGUGGUUUGGAAACCUUGUGACAAUGAAGUGGUGGAAUGACCUAUGGUUGAAUGAAGGAUUUGCCACGUGGGCAGGAACUCUUGCAACAGAGUACAUGGCAGGGGACAUGAAGCUUGUGUAUAAUCCUUGGGAACUGUUUCUAGAAAGCGACAUUACUAGAGGAAUGAUUAUGGAUGGAAAGCUUUCUACCCAUCCUAUAAAUGUGAAGGUAGAGUCGGUUGGAGAAAUAUCCUCCAUAUUUGAUGCUAUUUCAUACUCAAAGGGUGCAUCUAUGAUACACAUGUUGUCAAAGUAUCUGAAAGAAGAGAAUUUCAUGAAGGGCUUACGUAACUACAUACAGAAGCACAAGUACAAGAACACAGAGACUAACGAUUUGUGGAAGGAGCUUGAUAGUGGAGAUAAAGAAAUUGAGAAUUCCAUGAAGAACUGGAUAGAUACCCCCGGAUUCCCUAAAGUACAGGUUUCCCUGAAAGACGGAAACUUUGCUCUGAAACAGUCAAGAUACCUGCCUGCAAAGGACCUUUCUGCAGUCAGUGGAGAGCGGUCAGAGCAGUGGAUGAUCUUCUUAACCAAGAAAAUAUUUACAGGUGGAUCAGAGGCUGAGGAGAAGUCUAUACUAUUUUCAGAGAAGAAGAAAGAGCUUCCAGAAGUUGAUGGUCAGGUUAUGUUUAAUGCAGAUGCAACUGGCUUUUAUUUAAUAGAGUACUCUGAUGAAAUGCUUGAGAAGCACAUCCUUCCACUACUUGAGUCAGAUAAGCUUUCACAGUUUGACAGAUUCGGAAUAUUCAGAGAUGUAAUUAGGCUGUCAAAAGACGGCCACAAGAGUGCACUCUACUCUCUGAACUUUGUGCAAUACAUGGCAAAGACUGAAAGGUCCUUUGUUGUGGCACUUGUAGCAGAAUACUUAGAAAUGAUAAGAAACAGAUUUAAGGAAGACAAGGAAAUUGAACUGGCUGUUUCAACAGAAAUUUCAAACCUUCUACAGCAAUACAUCGAUGGCCGUCUAAACUUUGAAACCACACCAGAGGAUGCAGAAGAAAAGAAGCUAGCAAUUAUUGCAGUGAGCUGCCUCUCACAGAUACAGGACUCUCCUAUACAGAAAGAGGUUUUAAGGCUUGCAGAAACAAACGAGCUUUCAAAAGUACACAAGGACUAUAAGAUGAGCAUGUACAUUUCUUACGCUAAGUUUGGAGGGGAGAAGGCAUACAAAUACCUUGAAAGUAUAAUACAGAGUAGUACGGCAGAUGAGAAUGAGAAGCUAAGGGCAGUCCGUGCCAUUUCCUUCAGUGAAGAGAAUGUGGCAGAUGCAUUUAAGCUGUUUUCUGAGAGAAACCACUACAUUAAAAGCCAGGAUAAGUUCAGAAUGGCAGAUGGUCUUGCCAGGAAUAAGAAGCAGAGAAAGACCCUGGAUAUGUUCUUAUCUAGCUUUAAUGAUAUAAAAGAGCAGUUCUUAACCACUAAAGACAAUGUUGCUCGCUUUAUUGAAGUGUUUAUUUCUGUUCAGUACACCAGAGAAAAUAUCGAAGUGUGCAGAGAGUUCUUCAGUAGAAAAGAGAAUAAUGACGAUGCCUGGGUCUCUGCUAUAAAGAAAGGAUUUGAUGCAGCAGAGAACUCAAACAGAUUCUAUGAAGAGAACAGAGGCACGCUGAAAGCGUGGGCAGCUGAUGAAAAACAGGAAUAAAUAGUUAUCCGAUUUGAAUCAAUAUCCAGAAGAUUACAAAAGGC